Molecule: messenger RNA, 895 nt
Organism: Gallus gallus (chicken)
Lineage: Eukaryota; Metazoa; Chordata; Aves; Galliformes; Phasianidae
Exons: 2
Coding region: 47-376 (109 amino acids)
Cellular component (GO): EKC/KEOPS complex
Source: RefSeq, a predicted model, not a curated record
ACAAGCCCGAGGCGCGUGCCCGAAGCGCGCCUCGCUCCUUCACGCCAUGGAGCUGGUGGCGGAGCUGCGCGCGGGCGGCGGGCGGGCGCGGGAGGUGCGAGUGCGGUGCGCGACGGAGGCGGGCGGGGAGCUGAGCGCGCUGCGGCGCGGGCUGGGAGAGCUGCAGGAGCGCGUGGCCGAGCUGCUCGCGCCCCUCGUGCUGGAACAGCAGCGGCGCGGCGCGGCGGGCGGAGCGCCGGGCGGCGGUGACGGCCCGAGGGAGGAAGAGCAGGAGGAGGAGGAGGACGACGACGACGAAGACGAGGAGGAGAACGGCGUGGACGCGGCGCGGGCCGAGCUCCCCCCCCCGAAGCGGACGAGGGUGCAGCCGCCGUGAGGGCAGCGCGCGGGCUCCGCGUUACGCCGCGCCGAGCGCUGUGCGGGGCUCACGGCGCGGGAAUAAAGCGGUGACGGCGGAGAGCGGUGUGGGUCAUUGCCGCACGGCGGCACCGCGCUGCGCCGCCACGCAGCGGGAGCCCUGCCGCGCUCACAUCGUGCCUUCAAACAAGCAUGUGUAGCCCUUAUUGCAGCCACAAACCUUUUGAAGAGAGAAAAAAGUACUUCACGGGAACCUCAGUAACACUGAACUGUGAGCUCGCUGCCGGCACGGGCUGUGUGUAACUCCUGAGCUGGGAACUUAGUUUUGUGAGAGCUGCCCCAAGGCGACGAGGCGCGGAAAGCUUCGGUGAGGUUUGUUUUCUUGUCAGAGUGCGUCUCCUCCACACAGGGGUUGUGCUGCGGGACAGUGUGCCGUGACAGCUUUGGAAAGCUCCGUUCGCUGGUUCAGACAGCUUUGAGUCUAAACGCACCUCAGAGUGUAAAUGUCGCAUGUUCUAAAAAAAGUUUAAGAUCCUAA